AUGGUGGCUGCGCUCGAAGGAUUUGGGAGCAAGCCAACGACGGAGGAAGCAAGAUUGACAGAUUUCGUUAUGGGCAAGAAGGAAGUGCCGGAAGAAAAAAGAGAUAUUGGAGAGAGAAGAGAGAGUUGGGAAUCACCGAGUGGAGGCGUAAGAUAUUUUAUUUUCUUCAAGCGUGCAGUGGAUGAUACUGUGGAUAGCGAGGAGGUGGCUGGCCAAUCGGGCGCUCAGUCUUCGUUCUGUUCGUCGGCAUCCGUUGAGUGGUCUCCUAAGCCCACACCACGGACCAUGCUUCCGCUACCACCACCUCCGCCUCGUGUCGAGAAGCCCAUGGCGAAGCCUGCAGCCGUCGAGCCCACGACAACGUCUUCGGCACCUGGUGCUCUAGCUGCUGUCAAAGCGUACCGUCGAGCCUUGGGAUUAUGCUACAAGUGCAACGCCAAGUGGAGUAAGGAUCACCGGUGCGCACCAGAACUCUUGCAUGCGAUCGAAGCUCUUUGGGGAUCGCUGGACCCUGAUGUUGUGCCGGCUGCAGAAACAUCUAAUGAUCCACCAACUGAACAAGUGUUUUUGGCCAUCUCCAAGUCAGCCGUGUCUGGGGUAUCUGCUGCUCGUACUAUCCGGUUGUUGGGAUCGACGUCAGGUAUUCCAGUGCAUAUUUUGGUGGAUUCAGGGAGCUCCUCCUCAUUUAUCAGUAACACUACGACUGUUAAGUUACAUCACCUAGAUUCAGUCUCUAUUUCUAGUUGUGUGCAACUGGCUAGUGGAGGUGUAUUGCAGAGCUCCUUGCUGCUUCGCCAAGUUUAG
This is a messenger RNA of Miscanthus lutarioriparius, 804 nucleotides long. The record is from the annotation of a GenBank genome assembly. NCBI's taxonomy places the organism in Eukaryota, Viridiplantae, Streptophyta, Magnoliopsida, Poales, Poaceae.